This is a messenger RNA of Notothenia coriiceps (black rockcod), 557 nucleotides long. RefSeq names its product Williams-Beuren syndrome chromosomal region 16 protein homolog. Gene Ontology annotation, cellular component: mitochondrial inner membrane. The transcript has 3 exons. The record is from RefSeq and is a predicted model, not a curated record. NCBI's taxonomy places the organism in Eukaryota, Metazoa, Chordata, Actinopteri, Perciformes, Nototheniidae. Gene Ontology annotation, molecular function: guanyl-nucleotide exchange factor activity; rRNA binding. The annotation marks the transcript as partial. Gene Ontology annotation, biological process: positive regulation of mitochondrial translation.
AACGCGUGAAAAUGACAUUGAAAUAUUUAACUCUAGUUUCAUCUGAUUCACAUCGCUUUUUGUAUUGUAACAGUUAGAUUGUCUACCUUUUAAACACAUUAUUAAACCUGGAUCAGGAAGUAAAGGAUGGCUCUCCCCUGUGUGCGUCUCUGCUCUCGUCACGUCACCAGAGGCCUUCAGGUCUGUGGUUAUUCGACCCUCAGUAAGUCCUCCAGCCCGCGGGAGAGAAGCGACUCUGGUCCAGUGUUUCAGUACGUCGGCCACAACAAGAAGCCCAGCCACAAGGUGUUUGUUUGGGGCUUCUCGUUCACCGGCGCUCUGGGGAUCCCCAGCCUGGUGGUGCCGGACAGCGGCAGGAAGAAACCUCGCAAAUACCAGCUGACUCCGUACCGUCUGGAGACAGCAGAGCAGAUCUCGUCGGCUGCUUGUGGUUACGGCUUCACGCUCAUCGCCUCGCAGACCAAAGAUGUGAUCAAGCUGUGGGGCAUGGGCCUGAAUAAGGACUCUCAGCUCGGCUUCCAGCGCACGCAGGACAGCCGCCGUAAGUUUAUGGACAA